Messenger RNA from Hippopotamus amphibius kiboko, 3373 nucleotides. Its product is annotated as small proline-rich protein 2H. The record is from RefSeq and is a predicted model, not a curated record. The transcript is spliced from 2 exons. NCBI's taxonomy places the organism in Eukaryota, Metazoa, Chordata, Mammalia, Artiodactyla, Hippopotamidae. The coding region runs from base 1645 to 2157 and encodes 170 amino acids.
ACUGUAUAACCCUUUUCUGUCUUACUUAUUUUGUUCAACUUUUUGUUUGUGAGAGAGAUCGAAAUCAUUGCACAUAACUGUCUUUUUAAAAUUUUUUCAGAGUAUUUAGUUGCAUAAAUAUACCACAAUUAAUUUUUCUAUUCCACUCUGGGUGAAUAUUUGAGUUGUUUCCAGUUUAGGCUGUCAUAACGCCACUAAGAACAUUCUUGUACAUGUUCCCCUGUACAUACACGCAAGAGCUUUUGACUAAGCGUCAAAGUGUGUGUACAGGCAAUCUCAGUUUUUAUCAGAUAAAGCCAAACGGAUUUCCAAAAUGGUUGUAUCAGUUACACAGGAAGUAGAACAUUCUAACCAGGGGCAGGUAUAGGACCAAGAAGACCCAUACACCUUUCUUGCCUUAAACUCUCCGUGGUUUUCUCUUUUCCUUGGAAUAAGAUCCAAGUCACUGCUGUGGCUCCCACGGCCUCUGCCUGGCUUUCCACCUAUGCCAUCUGACGGCCUGUGCCUUUUGUACUGCUGUACUUGCCAUGGCUCUCUCCCUCGCUCUCUGCACGUGCUUGCGAACAUGUCACUUCUCAGUGGCACCUUCCCUGACCACUGAAUUUUCUCUCACAACCUCCAGCCCUCCUUAUCCCCUGCUCAGCUUUAGUUUUCUUCGUAGUCCAGCCACCUAGGUCCCAUUCAGCCUCAGGCAGCCCUCCCCUGGUCUGCCAGCACGUUUAUCUCCUCCCAAACCCUAAGGGCUCUCAACGCUGACUGUCUGGGGGCUGUCUAGCUGCCCCUUCUGAAGGAUCCAGCUCUCUGAGUCACUUUUUAUCACAUUCUCCUGGUGUCUUUCAUGGCAAUUUCCAUGCGCUGAAAUAAGCUAAUGUAUUUGUUUGUUUACCUGUUUGGUUUUUGUCUCCACUCUGCCCCACCCCUCACUUGAAAGUGAGCGGUCUUGCUCCGUCCCAUGACGAGUGCCUGCUGCAUGACAGGCCCUCACAUAAUAAUCUGCCGAGCUGUCAGGCUUCUAGAGACAGUCAGCCCCUCCCCCCACCGCCACACCUGGGACUUGCCCUGUGUGGAAAUUCCCAGAAUCUGGGUUUCUUCCCUCCCCUGCCAGCUCCCACCAACAUCCCUGGCUCAGCCUCAGCGUCUCAGAGCAUCUGCUGGUGCUGCCGCUGCUGCUCCUCUCCGUCUCCUCCGGGGACCUUUUGGAAGCAUGAAGCAGCCCUUCUAGCCAUCAGGGCUAGAGAGUGAUGGGCAGGCGCCAGGUGCCUGGAGCUCAAGGGAUACUUUUUGAUUGAAUAGAAGGGAAGACUUCAGAGAAGAUAGGACUCCACCACGUGGAGAAAAGAGAAAGGCCACUGGGGGCAGAAGGAAGAGUAUAAACAAAGGACUGGAGGCACGAAAGUGCACAUCGUAUUUGGAGGACGUGUUCUGGUCUGGUGCCCCGGGAGGGUUCUCAGUGGAGGGGAGGGGAGCAGGCAGGCGGGGAAGGGGAGGGCUCGCUGGGGAGGGCUGAGCUCCUGCAGGCUCAGAGAGGCUCAGCAGUGUCUUAGGUGUAAUCCUGCCCGCCCCCUGCUCCCCACAGUAUCCGCUCUGACUCCACCCCUGCCCUCCCCUUCACCCAACCCCCAGCCUGGCCACUCCUGCAGCUAAAUGGACUUCUCUCUGGGCCUGCGUUUAGGGCCUCGGAACAAGAAGGCCAGCCACCAACAGCCCCCUCCACCCUCCGGGCACGGCCCGCCCGCUGCCUCCCCUUGUCUGUCCUGCCCCACUUCUGCCUGUGCCUGCCCCUGCCCGGGCUGGCCCCCUCCCGCCUGCUCCUGCACUGCCUAUCCCUCUUACGCAGCUCCCUGCCCCUCCUGUCCGGGCCUCCCUGGCCCACCCUGUACCUGCCCCUGCCCUCCCUGCCCUGCCUGUCCUCCCUUGACUUGUCCCCACAGGUCCUGCAGCCCAUGCUCUGGUCCACACUUGACCUGCUGCCACCCCUCUCCUUGCCCCAUGUACCCUUGCUCCAGGGGUCGAACUGCCUGUUCCAGCUCCUGCUUGGGCUGCGGUGACAGCCACGGCUGUGGCCGAGGGGCUGCCCGGGGGCCUCCAGGCUCCACUGGCCGCUGUAGCUGCUGCUUCAGGGGACAGCGCGCCUCUCGGCACUGUCUCAUAGUCUAGCGGGGCUGUUGCCCCCUGAGAGAUUGCCCAUCUCCCACGGCACUCUGCAGCUGCUUCCUCCGCGGGGAGGCAGGAGCUCUGGAGGACGGAGAAGGAUCAGCUGGACCCCUCACCCAGGCGGGGAGAGGCGGCAGGUUGCUCAGAGCCCCCAGCCUCCUCCUCAGUCCUGGGAGUGACAGCAGGGCAUCUGCUUUGAAGCUAGUUUCUGGGCGCAUGCUCUCACUGGUUCCAGAACCUCCUCUUCUGCGACUUCUGGAAUGGAAAACGUUCUUCUCAGAGCCUCUCCCAAGGCCCCUGCAGGGUGGCCAAAAUGGCUCUAAGUGGUGGAGAAAACCUCUUAUUUACAGAAGAACUCCAGCUAAUGCAAAAGGAAUAUGGAAUUAGAAAAAUCAUUUUGCAAUCCCUAAUGAAAUAAUUGAUCAAAGCAAGAAUCAUCAAUGGAUGAAACCAAGGAUGUGGUUGAUGGAGAACUUUACAAUGGAGGAAUGAAGCUGUCACUACCUGAUCCCACUGAUAAAUCUUAGCAUCCCUAAAAAGGGCACAACCAUAUACCGUGUACCUCUUGAUAUGAUGCAAUCUGAAGCACUCAGCACCACCUGUGAAGGACUCUUGCCAAACAAAGAAACAAAAAAACUGAACGUGAUUCUAAUCAAGCCUCUAAAACUAACCUCCAUUUAAUAGGAAAUAUUGUGUGUGUGGGGGGGACAAAUUAAAUGACAUAACAAGGAAGUAAGAAAACAUAUUCAGAACGGGAGACAUUCUAAAGGACUUCUGACCUGAUUUCUUCAACUAGUCAAUGGCUGGGGGGGGUGGGGAGUAAGAGGGGAUGUACAAAGACAACUACUACAUGGAAUAUGUGGACCUUGUUUGGUUCCUGAUUGGGACCAUCCAACUGUAAAAAGACAUUUUCAGAGUGUUGGAAACAUUUAACUAUGAACUGAGUACUUACAAUGCCAAGGAAUCAGUGUUGAUUUUGUUAAAUGUGAAAAGGGCUUUGAGGUUAUGUAAGAAAAGGUCCUUAUUUCCUAGGGAUGCAUACUAAAGUAUGGAGUGAAGUGAUGUAUUUAAUUUUAAGUAUUUUGGCAAACAAAAAAGAAAGAAAGGAGAAGGAACAAAGGGACAAAAAUCAAUAUUGUUGAACUAAGUAUAUAGGGUUUCAUAGGACUAUGCUCUCUACCUCUAUGUAUGUUUGAACAUUUUCAUAAUAAAAGUUUUA